AUGAUUUUUGAGAAAGUUCAAACAAAAGAAAGAAAACUCAAGUCUUGGGACAAGCAGCACCAAAGUCAAGGAUUGAAGGGAAAAGAUCCUGCUCGCAUGAACCCCCAGCAUGUCAAGUCUUCGAAGCCUCAGGAUAUAUCAAUUGAGCAAUUGGAGCAAAUCAAGUGGACGAUGAUAACCAUUUCAACGGAAUUGAAGAAUUUGCUUGCCAUAUGUCCAAAGUUGGCCGAAAUGGACUUGAGCGAACUUGAUGAAUACUAUGAUCAGGGGUUUUACGAGCACAAACCUCCUGAGUCUACGAUUGAUAAGACCAAAACUAAAUCGCCUUCUACUGUAUUAAUUGAGAACCUUGAUAUCAAUGUUUCUCAUAUCAUUCGAGAAUCGCCCAUUAUUCGUACAGCUUGGGAAAUAAAGCACUCCUAUGAGGGAUACCAGUUACCAAUUCUUGAUAGUAUCAUGAAUUUUGAAUCUCUCCCAGUAGUGGAUAAAUAUGUGUCGCCCUAUAGACCCAGUACGUCAGAUAUCGAAGAUAGUAAUGAUGUCAUCUACUGGCCACCGCCUUUACCCCCAAUAAAGGACAAGCGGUUGGAAAACCAAGUUUUUACUCACAAGUCGGUUGCAAAUGAAUGGGGCAAUUAUAAACAAACAAAAGACAACGAGAGACUUGAAUUUAUCGGUGAUGCAGUCUUGAAUUUCACAGUUUCAAAUAUUAUUUACGAAUGGUUUCCCGAUGCCAACGAGGGCGAUUUGACUAAUAUGCGCUCUCUUCUUGCAUGUAAUUCAACUUUGUGGGAUGUGUGUACCAUGUAUGGAAUUGACAAAAGCUUGGAUACCGGCUUUGAGAUGAUUAGUGAAAUUGAUGGUAAGAAGUCUAAAGUGGUAGCUGAUAUCAUGGAAGCCUAUAUUGGUGCUCUGUACACUGAGACUGAGGAGGGUCCUACCGUCGUAAAAGAAUGGCUAAUAGACCUGUUCAAGCCAAUGAUGAGAGAACUACAUAAACAGAAAGUGGCAGAAGAGCCUAUCGACAGGGAGGCCAAACAGAGAUUGUAUGGAUUGAUUAGUAUUGCAGAUGUGGGCCCCGAAUAUACCACUUUAAUUGAAGGCAACAGCGAGUACCCUUUUGUUGUACAAUGUGUGAUGGGGGGCGAAGUUAUUGGGGUAGGUGUGGGUAACUCUAUGAAAACAGCAGGGCUCCGGGCUGCAAUGAUGGCUCUUUCUACUCCGGUGACUAUUUCUAGAUGGCUUGCAAAAAGAAGACAAGUUAGUAUGGGAAGGACCGUUAUUCCAAAAGCAAGUUCAUCCAAAAAACAAGCAACCAAGUCACCCGGUACUGGCCCCAAAUCGGAGCUUUAUGCUAUAAUUGGAUCAGCGGAACAGCGUCCUGUUUAUUCUUGUAUACCAGUCGCCGAAGGCUUUAAAGCCAAGGUCUCUAUUUUUGGGGAAUUCUUAGGAGAAGGAAUCGGUCGUACCAAGAAACUUGCUGAAGCAGAGGCAGCACAAGAUGCUCUCGUGAAUAAUAAAUCCACAAUUUCCAGAUGGGCUAUCGCCACUAAGGAUUGA
Sugiyamaella lignohabitans is the source of this 1560-nucleotide messenger RNA. It is a transcript of the gene RNT1, whose product is annotated as Rnt1p. The record is from RefSeq and is a predicted model, not a curated record. The transcript has a single exon. Lineage: Eukaryota; Fungi; Ascomycota; Dipodascomycetes; Dipodascales; Trichomonascaceae. Gene Ontology annotation, molecular function: ribonuclease III activity; double-stranded RNA binding. Bases 1 to 1560 code for a protein of 519 amino acids. Gene Ontology annotation, cellular component: nucleus. Gene Ontology annotation, biological process: rRNA processing; regulation of gene expression; primary miRNA processing.